GCACAGAUUGGAAACAAGCAGUAGUUUCAGGAUAAACACAGAGGGGAAGUCUGAGGUGAGGUGGAGCGCGGCUAUUCAGGGACAGGUCGGACUGGUUUCUUCCUCCACAAUACCUGUGUUUCCCGGUCGUGUUCAUUUUUGGCCAAGGAGGGAGAAAGGAGUGAGUCAGACACUGGGAAAGGACUUAAAGGCUCAUCAGAACAUUUCAAUUUUACCCUAAAGGAAUUUAAACAUGCCAGAGGAUGAAGAAUAUUUUGGAAAGAAUGGCGAGCCAAGGAAGUAUGACCCCACCUUCAAGGGUCCAAUCCAAAACAGGGGCUGCACCGACAUUGUGUGCUGCAUCCUCUUCAUCAUCGCCAUUGUGGGUUAUAUUGCAGUUGGAAUACUUGCAUGGUCCCAGGGUGACCCCAGGAAGGUGAUCUAUCCCACAGACAGUCGUGGGCAGUUCUGCGGGCAGGCCGGCACUCCACUUGAGAAAAAGCCCUUUCUGUUCUACUUCAACAUCAUGAAGUGUGCCAGUCCCAUGGUGCUGCUGGAGUUCCAGUGUCCAACUACACAGAUGUGUGUGGAGAAGUGCCCGGAAAAGUUCAUGACAUUACUGAAAGCCCACGCAAGCAGAAGUGACUUUGACUACUACAAGCAAUUCUGCAAGGAAGGCGUGACAAAUUCAAUGGGUGUCACAGAAGUCCUCAAAUACGGACUCUGUCCUGCCAUGCUGACUCCAAGCAAGCCCUUCACUCGUAGGUGUUUCCCUGCAUUGGGACAGAAAGGAGGGGUGAUAACUGUGGGAAAUAACUCUCACUUCGACGAUGGAAGUGGCAAAAUUCGAGAUGCCAAGGAUCUUGUGGAUGGAGUUAAGAAUGCCACAGUGGUCAUCGAGGCUCGUCAGGUGGUCAUGAAGAUUUUCGAGGAUUACACUCAGUCCUGGUACUGGAUCCUCCUAGGGCUGGUUAUAGCGAUGCUCACCAGCCUGCUCUUCAUCAUCCUCCUGCGCUUCCUGGCAGGGAUCAUGGUCUGGGUCAUAAUUGUCUUGGUGAUACUGGUCAUAGGAUAUGGUAUCUUCCACUGCUACAUGGAGUACGCAUCUCUGAAAGGGGAGCCAGGUGCUGAUGUGACUCUACAAGAACUGGGCUUCCAGACCGACUUCACCGUGUACCUGCAGAUAAGACAGACCUGGCUAGCCUUCAUGAUUAUUCUGGCCAUAGUAGAGGUCAUUAUCAUCCUGCUGCUCAUCUUCCUCAGGAAAAGGAUCCUCAUCGCCAUUGCUCUCAUCAAAGAAGCCAGCAGGGCCAUCGGGCACAUCAUGUCCUCCCUCUUUUACCCGCUUUUCACUUUCGUCCUGCUGGCCAUGGUCAUCGCCUACUGGGCCGUUACUGCUGUCUUCUUGUCUACCUCAAAUGAACCAAUCUACAAAGUUUUCAAUGAGACGGACUGUGAACACUCAAGAAAAACCUGUGACCCUGCUAAUUUCUCAACCAGUCCAAUGAAGUACCAGUGCCCUGAAGCCGAGUGCCUUUUUGCCUUCUACGGUGGAGAAACCGUCUACCACAAGUACCUGAUCGGCCUGCAGUUCUACAAUGUCUUCCUCUUCUUCUGGUGUGCCAACUUUGUCACUGCGUUGGGACAGAUGACCCUGGCUGGCGCCUUUGCCUCAUAUUACUGGGCCUUCGUAAAGCCUGAUGACAUGCCUGCCUGCCCUGUGUUUUCUUCCUUAGGAAGAUCUCUCAGGUAUCAUACGGGAACUCUGGCGUUCGGCUCCCUCAUCCUCUCAAUUAUUCAGAUCAUCAGGGUUUUGCUUGAGUAUUUGGACCACAAGAUGAAAGGAGUCGAAAACAAAUGUACCAAAUUCCUGAUGUGCUGUUUGAAGUGCUGCUUCUGGUGCCUGGAGAAAUUCAUCAAGUUCCUGAACAGAAAUGCCUACAUCAUGGUGGCAAUCUAUGGCAAAAACUUCUGCACAUCUGCCAAAGACGCCUUCUUCCUCCUCAUGAGGAACAUGAUCAGGGUUGCCGUCUUGGACAAAGUGACAGAUUUCCUCUUGUUUUUGGGCAAACUGCUCAUUGUUGGACUUGUAGGGGUCUUUGCCUUCUUCUUCUUCUCUGGCAGAGUGAAGGCCUUUGAGGACACAGCUCCCCAUCUCCACUACUACUGGGUGCCAAUCCUUACGGUCGUGGUUGGCUCAUACCUCAUUGCCCAUGGAUUCUUCAGUGUGUAUGCCAUGUGUGUGGACACGCUCUUCCUCUGCUUCUGCGAAGACCUGGAGCGCAAUGAUGGUUCAGCUGCGAGACCUUAUUACAUGUCCUCCACUCUUCGCGAGAUUCUGUGGAAGAAAGAGGCUGACGAGCCGACUUCGUCUUCUGCGCAGCAACAGGACAACGAGGACAUUUAGCUGAAACAGUAGCCGGAUCAGACGGAGGACACAGCUUAGAGAAGAGGACUAUAGUGUUCGGGACUUAAGUACCCAAUGUUUUGUUGUUGAGUACUGGGAAAUUCCCUUUUCAUCAUAUCUGCAGAGGCAGUAUGGAGAAUGAUUGCUGACGUGUUUAAGUGGCUGUGAUGCAGUGUUUUAGUUGUACGUAAAGACUGAUAAGAUAACUGGAAAUAUAUACCACCUGUAUUUAAGCUGGGAAUCAUUAAGGAUUUAAUAUUCUCAAUACGCUCAACACAACAAAACAGUGGUUGUAGUAUUAACCAUAACGAGGCUUGCAGGUAUUUCAAGCUUUGGAUUUCUCCUUAUGUAGAAAUCGUUUGUUGGCGCUGUAACUUUAAAGAGUGAGCAAUCUGAACCUUAGCCGUAGCUUUUCAAAAUUACUUAUUCAGAGAAAUUUAGUUUCAUAUUUGAAGCCACAACGCAGAUUUCAACCUUUUUCAAACGUCGAGUCCUUUUUCGGGCAUCUUCACAAAUAUAUUAUAUAAUCUGACUUACUAUCAGAUAGGCAGGAUAUAUUUAGUAAAAGUGUUCUGCAGAAAUAUUUACCAAAAAUGUUCAUACAGAUACCAAAAAACAGCAUUAAUUGUUUAUAAUAAAUCUACCAAGAGAUAGAUAUGAUAAAAAUCAUAGCUGAUACUAUCUGAAGGAUCAAACCCAACUUUGCUUCGACAAGAUCCACUGAGACCUUUUUAGAGAUGAACACAAUAUUUCUCAACAAUGUUUAAAAAAACUUAAGUACUUAAUUUUUUUUAUAAAUAACCUUUUUGAAAAAAAAGGGAUGACUUUUACAGUCAUUACCUUUGGGAAGAUAUAAUCUUGGGAGUUGCCCACUUGGUGUAACCCCUGUGAACCAGCAGAGGGCGGAAUUGGAUGUGUUUCCUCACUGAGCGCUCAUCCUUCCUUUCAAAACACAAGUACCUUGUGUAUGUCUCAAAUAGUGGCCUGGGCUUAAACAAGAAUUGCCCAUUCGUCCCAUCUUUCCCGGGCUGUGUGGGACAUGAGGAGCCAUGUGGUAGUCUACGAAACACAUCAGUAGAGGGCGUAAUAGGAUGUGUUUCUUCACUCAGUGCUCAUCCCUCUUACAAAAAAAUAAGUACCUUAUGUAUGUCUCAAAUAGUGGCCUGGGCUCAAAAAAAAAUACUUGCCAUAGUGUUAUUUUUUCCCUACAUUUAUGAUUUAAUGGCUUACUCUAGGCAACAAAAGAAGAACUGAGCAUUGCAUAUAUCCAAUGUCCGAUGAAGUGAUAAUCAACUGAUAAGUAUAAUAGUGGUGUAAUAUACAAUACAAUACAGACAAUAAAAAUCAAAAAGCUAGAGACGGUAUUUUAAACUGCUGCGUUGCCUUAAUGUUUGAAUAACAUACUUGUUUGUUACAACUGGGUACAAUUUUACAGUCAGUCGUGACUGUUUCACUAAGUGUCUUGAGACUAUUAAUAGCUUUAUAUGAGGUCAUUACAUUUCUAGAACGAGUUUAGCUUUUCAAAUCACGCUGCCACACACCAAUAGAAACCUCAAGAUUUAAUGUGCCUCUUAACUGUGAUAAUGUUAGUCUAUUUGUACCUUUAAACUGGCAGUUUGAAGUAUUUGUAGUAUUUUGAAGUUUAUGUAAUUACACCCAGUGAUCAUUAGGGCUCUUCCUUGAGUAUGCAACUCUACUGAUGCACUUUAUUAUCUGUUCCAAACAAGUCAUAAUUGUAUUAAUUAAUUUUGUGAUACUUCUGAAGUUAGCUGCUGCAAAUGUUAUCGUUUUAGCUCUAUACAUUUGUUAGCAUUCAAUCUGUAGUACUGGACAUUAACUUUGUAAUCUAGAUUUGCCACUUAUUAAUGUUUAUUGCAAAGCCUGACCCUCAUUUCAAAAGGGCUGUUUUUCUUUUUUUUUGGUCUGUUGAAUGUUUGCUUUGAAAAAAAUAGUUAAAUAAAAAAACAAAUUGAGGAGAAAAGGAAAAAAAAAAAGUAGUUAAACACCAUUUAUUGAAUCUCUUUCCAGUGGAGGAUCUUGAGAGGAACGACGGCAGUGCAGAGAGGCCGUACCUGAUGCCUGACAGCCUACGCAAAAUCCUAAACAAGAAGAACAAGAACCCACCGGCUGAGUAAACUCCCGCCCCACUACAAUACCAGCCUUAUGAAGGCAACUCAGUGGGUUAAAUUGGUUCAGUGGACAUGGAACUGAUGCAUGAGUCACCUGGAGCCUGCGUGUGACAAUCAGCAAUGUCAUCCAUUACUUAUGAAUCAGACACAUUGAUUUAUCAUUAUGUCUGCAGAGGUUCGAAGAUCUAUGAUGGAACUAUUUUUAAACUUACACAGUUUUAGCAUGUUGUACAUUUUUUAUGAAGGAUGCAGCCAAAUUAGUUCCGUUUUAUAAUAUUUAAGCAUUACAUCAAAGUAAGAUAGAAUAUGAUCUAUUUGGAUCAUUUAUAAGUUUUGUUUUAUCCCUGCCACUGUGUCUUUUUAGAGGUUUUAUAUAAAUAAAUAUCUAACCAUGUGUUACCAAAGCCAUUUAUUUCCUCUUGUGGACAGUCUUCAUUUACCAUGUGCUGUUACGGUGUAUCUUUUAACAUCAUACCUAUGCAGAGAAAUAUAAACCAAAGCCAAACACUUUAAUUUAAAUGAUUUAUAUUGUUAUACUAAGCUGCAUCUUUUAUGUUUGUUGAGUUGAAUUGAGGGAUUUUUGUUUUAAAUAAAAAUAGUUUUGUAAA
This is a messenger RNA of Notolabrus celidotus (New Zealand spotty), 5123 nucleotides long. Its product is annotated as choline transporter-like protein 2. Gene Ontology annotation, molecular function: choline transmembrane transporter activity. The transcript has 22 exons. The record is from RefSeq and is a predicted model, not a curated record. Gene Ontology annotation, biological process: choline transport; transmembrane transport. Bases 233 to 2386 code for a protein of 717 amino acids. Gene Ontology annotation, cellular component: membrane. Lineage: Eukaryota; Metazoa; Chordata; Actinopteri; Labriformes; Labridae.